AUGGCGAGUCCGACUAUCACUUCGGACCGUGGUCAUGUCAGCGACACCGUGACAGCUCCGCAAGGAGCUACUGCUGCUUUCAAUGCAAGCUCUCCUCAGGCUGCCUCGCACAAAAUGGACAUCAAAUCCAGGGGAACUGCGGAUGCAAAACAUCAUGCUGCCGAUACGGAUCAUCCACCAGACGACAGAUCCGCAGAACUCCCUGAGCCUGGGUCCGUCAGGGGCAAGAUUGGAAUGUUUGCCGCACAGAGUAUGCAGAAGGCAUCGGAGGGAGAGCGUGAUGAAACAGCGACUUUCAGGUCACGGACUCCCCAGCAAACUGCUGCCCAAGCCGCUAUGCAGAAACCGCCGGUGCCAGGGAACAAACCUGUAACCUUGGCAGUGACGAUUUCAAAUUCGGAACUGGAACAAGCAGGGCCUCAGAAAAGCGACGAUAGAGGAGGCCCUGAUCUUCUAACACCUAAACCUGUUCGCACCAUGACGGCGGGCGGCGAUACAUUUGAAAAACUUCUACAAGACAACAGAGAACUACCCGUCAGAAACCUACCAAUUCCCCCUCCAAGGCCUGCAACGCAGCCAGCUACUUCACCCACGCUCUCAGAUAUCGCUCCAGUGUCUGCUACAAAAACCCGUCCUACUCCACCUCUGCCUCGGAAAGGAGGUGCAAAAUCCAUCCCAAAAAGUCCUAGUCCCAGUGAACUGAAGAACCAUGGAGGACAACAGAGCUACGAAUCGCUUUUAAAUCCCGCCAUGGAUCACACAGGUGCUGAUGAGGCCAGACCUAAGCCCCCCCCGCGACCAGGCGCUUCGCCUAGGACACACAUUUCCUACAGUGAUCCUCGCCUUCUGCUGGAAGCGCAUGAACAUCGCAAGAGUUCUAUGCCUAGCUCUCCAUUGUUAGCCAGUUCACCACAAAAUAACGGUAGUAGCCCAGAUUUCAUCGACCACUCCUCUGGUCUAGACGAGAAAGCACUGUCGGAUGCGAUAGUUGCGUCUUCACUGGCCUCAAGAAAAGCAUCAUCGGCAAAAAAAGUUCCUCCACCCCCUCCACCACAACGGCAACCCGGAGCCCGUUCGCUCCGCCAUCCGCACACAGCCAACAGUGGCUCCCCACGCAGCUCCAGUCCCACGCCAAGCUUGCGACCCACUCUCCGGACGCCGACUAAGGCUAGUGAAGAGGAAUUCGACCAUCACAAGCACAGAAAGCACAUUAUACACAAACACCCACACAAACAUCACGAGGGUGAUCGAAAACGAUGGCAAAGCGAAGUAACCGAGAAGGAGAGGAAGAGGUACGAGGGCGUUUGGGCGGCAAACAAGGGACUGCUGAUUCCUAUCAGCAAUUCCAAGCAACGAUCUUCAAAUCAGGAAACUUCCAGCGACGGUUAUCCUCCAAGUGCGUCCGAAAUGGUCCUGAACAUUGUUGUUCGCGACAUAUGGUCCCGAAGCCGUUUGCCGUCAAGCAUUCUGGAGCAUAUCUGGAAUCUCGUUGAUCGGCAGAAGAUUGGACUAUUGACACGAGAAGAGUUCGUCGUCGGCAUGUGGCUGAUAGACCAACAGCUCAAAGGCCACAAGCUUCCAGUGAAGGUGCCAGACAGUGUCUGGGACAGUGUGAGAGGCGUACCCGGCAUCAGAAUACCGAAGGUCCCUUUCCGAUAA
Messenger RNA from Aspergillus thermomutatus, 1659 nucleotides. RefSeq names its product protein irs4 (gene irs4). Bases 1 to 1659 code for a protein of 552 amino acids. The transcript has a single exon. Lineage: Eukaryota; Fungi; Ascomycota; Eurotiomycetes; Eurotiales; Aspergillaceae. Gene Ontology annotation, biological process: endosomal transport; endocytosis. Gene Ontology annotation, cellular component: plasma membrane; cytoplasm; intracellular membrane-bounded organelle. Gene Ontology annotation, molecular function: protein binding. The record is from RefSeq and is a predicted model, not a curated record.